UUUGUUGAGAAAUGGUGUUUUAGACUCAAAUAUAUAUGUAAUAUGGAAGGCCUAAAGACAAAUUCCACAGCACUUGCUGCACUUGCAGAGUAUACUGAAUGUGACAUCCGUUCGUGCUUGAACACACUACAGUUUCUCAACAAGAAGAAUCAAACCCUCAAUGUGUUUGAGAUCAGUUCCCAAGUGGUAGGUCAAAAGGACAUGUCUAGAAGCAUCUUUGAUAUCUGGAAAGAGAUUUUUCAGAAUAGAAAAAUGAAGCGAGCAAAAAGAUCUGAUAAUUGCUGCAGUGGUAUGUCCAAUGGAUUUGACUUUCUGUACCCUCUCAUAUCUAAUCGUGGUGACUAUGAUUUAAUUUUGGAUGGCAUCCAUGAAAAUAUUUUCCAGCUUCAUUAUCAUGAUCCAAUAAUGCAGAAGACAGUCAAGUGCUUAAACACUCUUGGCAUUUCUGAUCUAGUGCACCAAUAUGUUAUGCGUACACAGCAGAUGUCUCUUAAUGUUUAUCAGCCUCUUACUGCAAUUAGUUUACAUCGUUUAAUAGCCCAAGUUCAAAAACCAAUUAUUGAAUGGCCGAAGUCUUUUAUGAGAUACCGAACGACAUUCAUGGAAAAGAGGGAUAUUUUGAGGUCUUGGCACAACAAAAUUGCACCAUAUAUUUCAAGGCAUUUGUCUAUUAAAUCUUUUGUAGAAGCUUUGGUUUCUCCAUUAUUGCAUAUUCUAUCACCACCAACUCUAAGACCGGUGGCAUUGCACUUACUAUCAGAAAGAGAAAGGAAUGACCUAGCUCAGUUAAUUAAUGCUAUGGUGUCCUAUUCAAUAACAUACAAGAACAUGAAAUCUGAUCCUCUACAUGGUACCCAGCUACAUGAAGCAGCUUCAGAUGGCUUGUCACUUUCCUUUGAUCCCCCAAUUGCUGACUUUGUCACCUUCAAGGGAUUUAGUUUGGGUCAUUAUGCUCUUGGUGUAGCUGUCAAACAGCUUUUGAUGCAUGAAAUAGAAAAGAAAAUUUUUUUGCAAGGAAGCAUGAGCAAAACUAUGCAUUCAACUGAUGGAAAACGCAGAGAGAACUGGGCAAUGACAACGGAGGAAAAGAGCCGAGCUCAAUCUGGCAAUGUUAGUCAUGCAGCUGGAUGUGCUGAGAACAACAUAGAAACAGCAAAGAGUAAGGCCAGUACUUCCAUCGUUUCGUCAGCCUCUGGUUCUAGUGGAAGUGUAGAAGCCAGUGUAAAACUAAAAUCUUCCAGAGAUGUGAAGAAGCCUCCUAGGGGCUCUACUUUCUUUGAUAGGUUCAAAAAGUUGAGCAGCAAAGGUUCUCAAACUACUAACCUCAUCCAAGAGCCAGUAACACUGGAGAGAGAUUCACGUCCUCUGCUAUUUAAGUUUAACGAGGGUUUUACAAAUGCAGUUAAAAGGCCAGUUUAGAUUCGUGAAUUUUUGCUAUAACUGGGAUCAGAAUUAUUGUAAGCACUAAAAUGGUGCCUUUUCUUUUCUUUUGUUUGUCACAUAUAAGAUGUAGAUCUGUGCUCUUUUGCUUAACCCCCAAUUCCAAAGACAUAUAAGUUAUCUCAUGGGACGCUGCUUGACGACCAUCCAUGUGUUUGUUUUUUUUUUUUGGUUUUAAAAGAGAGGACAGCAAUGAUACACCUUUUAAUCCCUUUUGAGUAGUUGAAUUUUCUGGACCUUUUCAUUCUUUACCAUACAAGAGUACAACAUUUUUCCUUUUUUUCUGGUGUGUCAGGAAGACAAGAUGCGGCAGGAACACUACGUAAACUGAGUUCUACAUUUGGCUUAUAUUAUAUUGAAUCUGCGUCA
Messenger RNA from Vitis vinifera (wine grape), 1809 nucleotides. RefSeq lists its product as uncharacterized. The transcript is spliced from 13 exons. NCBI's taxonomy places the organism in Eukaryota, Viridiplantae, Streptophyta, Magnoliopsida, Vitales, Vitaceae. The record is from RefSeq and is a predicted model, not a curated record. The annotation marks the transcript as partial.